AUGUCUAAAUUUCUACUAGGUACCAAGUACAAACGACAUGGUGCAAUUAGUAUGUCUUUAUUUCGUCGGGGCAGAAUUAUUUCAAAUUUCGAUACGAUUCUCGAUUGUACAGAUAAAUUAUUGGAUAAUUGGCGUUCAUUUUCUGUUCAUCAUCUGCAUCUCGAUAUUGUACUGCAAUGUCAAAAUUUAUUACUUCAAAUUUUUGGAUUGAUUGCUUUUGACUACGAUUUUGAAACGCUUAAUGGAACAAACAGUAAUGAGCUGGCGCAGGCAUUUCGAAAUCUCUUUAGUACUAUUGAAAUAGCUUUAUAUUUACCAAAUACAUUGUUUAGAAUUUUUCUAAAAUUGAGUCCUCAAUAUCGACGACAACGUGCAAUCAUCGAACGAUAUAUAUAUCGAAUGAUCGAACAAGAAUUCAAUGAAAGCCCUGAAUCACGAGCUCAACGAAAAAGAACAUCAUUAAUUGCUUCACUUGUUGAUUCAUUACAAAUGGACGAAGAAGCUGAAGCAAAGAAAAGUGAAGAACAGAAAAAGGGUCUAUCACGAAGUGAAGUGUUUGAUGAAAUGCUAAUGUUUCUAAUCGCUGGUUUCGAAACGACUUCUACUGCAUUGGCAUGGUCGAUACAUUUGCUAAGCAAACAUCCACAUGUUCAAGAAAAAAUCAAAGCCGAAUUAAUUAAUAAUAGUGUUACUCAACUGUUAACUCUAGAACAUCUCGAAUCGCUAAUCUAUUUGGAUUGUGUUAUCAAAGAAAUACUUCGUUAUUCUUCACCUUUCGAUUCAACAGUACGAACAUUAGUUGCAGAUGAUCGUUUACCACAUAGUGAUGUUCAAUUGUAUAAAGGUGAUCAAGUAAUCAUUCCAUUUUCAAUUCUGGCACUUGAUAGUCGAUAUUGGUCGAUUGAUCCUGAUUUAUUCUAUCCAGAAAGAUUUUUAGGUAAAGAUAAAAAUCAUCAUCCAUAUGUAUUUCUGCCGUUUGGCAGUGGACAUCGUCAGUGUAUUGGACAAGAUUUAGCCAGAUUCGAAUUGAAAGUUAUUAUAGCAAGACUUAUGCAAUAUGUGACAUUUGGCGAUGGAGGUCCUGAAGUGAAUGCCGGUGGUCAUUUGCAAAAAAUGACGGUCAUGCCCAAGCAUGUUGGUAUCACUAUUAAAUUCGAUGCGUAG
Molecule: messenger RNA, 1164 nt
Organism: Rotaria sp. Silwood2
Lineage: Eukaryota; Metazoa; Rotifera; Eurotatoria; Philodinida; Philodinidae
Source: the annotation of a GenBank genome assembly